Carassius carassius (crucian carp) is the source of this 719-nucleotide messenger RNA. Its product is annotated as parvalbumin alpha-like. The coding region runs from base 148 to 477 and encodes 109 amino acids. The record is from RefSeq and is a predicted model, not a curated record. Gene Ontology annotation, cellular component: nucleus; cytoplasm. NCBI's taxonomy places the organism in Eukaryota, Metazoa, Chordata, Actinopteri, Cypriniformes, Cyprinidae. Gene Ontology annotation, molecular function: calcium ion binding. The transcript has 5 exons.
GUCAUGCGGUGUCCAUUACAUUAUGCCUUAUAUUUCGGUUGAGUAGUGGUAUAUAAGGUGGAAGCCACGGAGCUGGUGCUCACUGCAGUAGCCAGUUUCAUCCCUGCGAAUCCAAACCCAAACCCUAAAGACAACCAGAGGCUAAUCAUGGCAUUCGCUGGAAUUCUGAAAGAUGCUGACAUCACUGCAGCCCUGCAGGCCUGCCAAGCUGCUGACUCCUUCAACUACAAGAGCUUCUUCACCAAGGUUGGUCUGUCUGCCAAAACUCCUGAUGACAUCAAGAAGGCCUUUGCUGUCAUUGACCAAGACAAGAGCGGCUUCAUCGAGGAGGACGAGCUUAAACUGUUCCUGCAGAACUUCUCUGCUGGUGCCAGGGCACUCACUGAUGCAGAGACAAAGGCCUUCCUGAAAGCUGGAGACUCUGAUAAUGAUGGCAAGAUUGGAGUUGAUGAGUUUGCUGCCCUGGUCAAGGCAUAAAUGGCACCUGACCAACAACUUUUGCUGACAAUCAGUAUUGUAACCUGAGAUCUCCACUUUUUUAUCGGGGUGGCUGAUUUUUAUACAAACAACUCUAACUGUCCACUCCCAUGCUGCACCCGGUCCACAAUGACUGUCAACGUCACGCGGUCUUUCACGUUGUAGAUAUGCAUGUUGGUUUCUGUAAAAUCUCUGAUGCUGUUUUUGGGAAAGGACAAUGAGAAAAUAAACACUAUUUUUCA